CAUCAAUCAGUCUCAUUGUUUUUCGAGCGAUCAAGCGGUUUUCGCUAAAAAGUAGUUUCAUUUACGCAAGGAAAGUUCUCGUCCCACUUGCCAUGCAAAUCGCAACAGUGAAAACCUCCGUGGCCCUUCUGAUGGCGUUCGUCUGCCUGGCGCACGCCAGCGGCGAGGGAAAGCUGAAAAUCGGCGUCAAAAAGCGGGUGGAGAACUGCACCGUCCGAACGAAGAAGGGCGACAUGGUGCACAUGCACUACACGGGCACACUGGAGGACGGAACCGAGUUUGACAGUAGCAUUCCACGCGGCGAACCGCUAACGUUCACCCUCGGCAUGGGCCAAGUCAUCAAGGGGUGGGACCAGGGCCUGCUGAACAUGUGUGAAGGCGAGAAGCGCAAGCUGAUUAUUCCUCCGGAGCUGGGAUAUGGAGCGCGAGGUGCCGGGGAAAAAAUCCCACCGAAUUCGGUUCUGGUCUUUGAGGUGGAACUGGUUAAAAUCGAACGGAAGACGGAGCUGUAGGGUAAGUAAAACUGCAGGGGCUUUUACUGCGCGAUGGAAUAAAACCGAAAUUUUUAUUUCGAAUCUUUUGCCGGAAAUGGCGUUGAA
Molecule: messenger RNA, 599 nt
Organism: Aedes albopictus (Asian tiger mosquito)
Lineage: Eukaryota; Metazoa; Arthropoda; Insecta; Diptera; Culicidae
Product: peptidyl-prolyl cis-trans isomerase FKBP2
Exons: 2
Coding region: 93-512 (139 amino acids)
Biological process (GO): protein peptidyl-prolyl isomerization
Cellular component (GO): endoplasmic reticulum
Molecular function (GO): peptidyl-prolyl cis-trans isomerase activity
Source: RefSeq, a predicted model, not a curated record